Molecule: messenger RNA, 990 nt
Organism: Tuber melanosporum (Perigord truffle)
Lineage: Eukaryota; Fungi; Ascomycota; Pezizomycetes; Pezizales; Tuberaceae
Exons: 1
Coding region: 1-990 (329 amino acids)
Source: RefSeq, a predicted model, not a curated record
AUGUUGGGUCUGCAACAGCCACAUCGACGAGGACCGUGGUCCGCCCACGAAGACGCCCACCUGCUCAGUCUUGUACAGCUCCACGGACCCCACAACUGGGUGCGAAUCGCAUCACUAGUGAACAGCCGGACACCCAAGCAGUGCCGGGAGCGCUACCACCAGAACCUGAAGCCAUCCCUCAACCACGACCCGAUCACACCAGAGGAGGGCGUGAUGAUCGAACGAUUAGUCGGGGAGAUGGGCAAGCGAUGGGCCGAAAUUGCCCGAAGGCUCCACGGCCGCAGCGACAACGCCGUGAAGAACUGGUGGAAUGGCGGCAUGAACAGGCGAAGGAGGAUGUGUCUCCGCCAGAGGUCGCAAUCCCACAAUCUGGACAGUAUCAACACUACCGCCACCACCAGCAGCAUCAGUAGGCACUCGGAGGACAACAUGAGCCAGUUUGCUACCCCACAGUACUCGCCGGUCGGCAGGAAUCUCACCAUCGACGUUAGCCGGAAACACCACGACACCCCACUAUCCUCACCAGCAUACACAGAGAGCUCGAGGGGGCAGACUCCCGGAUUGGUAUCUGAUGCCGCCAGUGCGUUCAGUGUGUCCCCACGCAUGCCACCGUCCCCCAUGAGUAGCGAGAAUACGCUGCCACCGCUGCUACACCCCCAUGGUGCACAGCCCCGGCGGACGUCGUUGCCCAUCCUGCAGGUCCCCGGGGAGCCUCGUAUCCCAGAGUAUGAUAACCACACGCAAUCAUUAACUCGACGAUAUUCCAGUACGAGCAGGGAUUUCGAGAGAUGCUCUCGAGAAUUGCCUUAUACAACCUCCUCACUCCCGCAUUCUGCCUCUAAUCAACACUAUUCCACGAUGGAUUUGAGUUAUCACUACCUACGGCAUAAGGUGCCGCAAUACGACUCUCAUCGUGAUCCCGUCAUCAUACGUGAUCCAGACUCUGCUCAGCAGGAUAGCAGAAUGAAUCUUGCUAGUAUCUUGGGCUGA